Molecule: messenger RNA, 592 nt
Organism: Papilio polytes (common Mormon)
Lineage: Eukaryota; Metazoa; Arthropoda; Insecta; Lepidoptera; Papilionidae
Exons: 3
Coding region: 88-570 (160 amino acids)
Source: RefSeq, a predicted model, not a curated record
ACAAUAAUUGACAUUUGACAGAUUAAAUUGUCAAUUUUUAAAUUCCCUAAUGUAUUGAUUUUUUUACAAAUAUUUCAAUAAUUAAAAAUGACCACAAAACAGAAUGACGAGGAUGAAAUGGAAUGUAAAAGGGCGGUAAGACAUAAACCGGAUAUGACAGUUACUGAAGAGAUCGCAAGAGCUAUCGGCAAUAACUACAGAACUGUGCCAGCAUUUGAGAAGGGUUUAUUCGACUACGUUCUGACCAAACAUUACUCAUUGGAAAGGAACCAGUAUCUGCAAUGUCGCUGGUUGGAAUACAAAAGAGGCUAUGAGAAAAGAGUCUUUGCUCCCUUCCAGUUUCCCAGCCACAGGGAUCUUCAUUUUCACAACGGGGCGGUGCGGUUUCGUCCCGCGGAAUCAAUACAUCGGCGUACAGAUCAUCGCAUGCAGUUGCAGCCCGGCCCUGGCGUUGACAGAUAUGGUCAGAUGCCUAUCCCGUACGAACUGUUCAUGAAGAGAGGAGAAGAUAAAAAGGAGAGGAAAGAGAGGAAGAAUAUACAUAAGACGGAGAAAAAGACAGAGAAAUAGAAUUAAAACGUUACACAUAUUU